CAAGUACAAACUCAAGUGGAUGCAUACUUAGGAUAUCACAAUUCACAUGCUGAUCACAAUCUGAUUGGACUUGUUGAACGUUGUUGAUUUUGUCACUUGUCCCUGAAGUGGGAGCGCAUCUCCCUUCAUGGCGACCUCUGCUAUUUGCGUCUCUUCGCAUUCAAAGCUGCUCUUAGCAACGAGGUCAAACGGCAAACAGAGCUCCCAUGAACGCGUGAAUGCAGUCCCAAUUGUCUGGCCCUCCCCUCUGCGCGCAUUGACAAGCACUCAAUUAAUCAGUGGUCAGACCAGACAGUGGCAUGAGCAAUUGGGCCAGAAGCUCUGUAGAGGGAUGGACAUUGCAAGCAAGUCUACUGGGGUACGCUGUGAGGGAGCUCAGGAACCAGGGGUGACAGCGGCCGAAGGCGAGUUCCCCAGGGCACCAAUCCUCCUCCCUGAAGGACCAUGGAAGCAGAUCCCCGGUGGUGUGACUGCAGCCAAGGGCUACCGUGCAGCCGGCAUGUACGCCGCAGUCCGGGCUGGCAAGAAGAGGGACUUGGCUCUGGUGGUGUCGGACACCGACGCUGUGUCCGCAGGCUCUUUCACCCUCAACGUCGUUGCAGCGGCUCCGGUCGAGUACUGCCGGGAGGUGCUGGCUGCCAAUGACACAGCUCGGGCCGUGCUGAUCAACGCAGGCCAGGCUAACGCAGCAACGGGCGUUGCCGGACGGCAAGAUGCAGACGAAUCGGCAGAGGCUCUGGCGAAGAUUUUGGGCAUCCCAGCUUCAGCCGUGCUACUCGAGUCGACGGGUGUCAUUGGGCGGAGAAUCAAGAAGGACGCUCUGGUGGCUGCCCUCCCCAAGCUGGUAGAACGGCUAGACACAUCUCCCGCUUCGGCGGAAGCAGCAGCCAUCGCCAUCACCACGACAGACUUGGUCAGCAAAAGCGCUGCGUUGGAGACGAAGGUUGGCAACACGACGAUCCACGUGGGCGGAAUGUGUAAGGGCUCGGGCAUGAUCCACCCCAACAUGGCGACCAUGCUAGGAGUUGUGACAACGGAUGCGGCAGUGACUCCGGCCGUGUGGCGGGAGAUGACCUUGAAAGCAGUCAAAGCGAGCUUCAACCAGAUCACGGUGGACGGAGAUACAAGCACUAACGACACGGUGAUUGCCCUUGCCAACGGGGCGGCCGGGGGCCCGACGAUCACGGACGCGUCGAGCGAAGAGGGAAUACAGUUGCAGGGCGCACUGACAGCGCUGUGUCAAGCGUUGGCGAAGUCGAUUGCGUGGGAUGGCGAAGGGGCCACCGUGCUGAUCGAAGUUCAAGUGACCGGAGCGCGCACCGAAGCCGAAGCAGCCACCGUGGCUAAAAGCGUUGUUGGGUCUUCGCUAACCAAGGCUGCCGUGUAUGGGCGUGAUCCGAACUGGGGCCGCAUCGCUUGCGCCGCGGGCUACGCCGGCGUAACGUUCAAUCCUGAACAGCUCAACAUCCGAUUAGGGCACUUCGAGUUGAUGGACAAGGGACAACCCAUCGAGUUCGACAGGGCUGGCGCCAGCGGUUACCUUAAGGCAGCGGGGGACGAGCACGGCACAGUCAUUAUCCAAAUCAGCAUUGGAGACGGUCCAGGCGCAAGCACAGCGUGGGGUUGCGAUCUGUCCUACGACUAUGUCAAGAUCAAUGCCGAGUACACAACGUAAGCGGAAGGUGUAUGAGUAAGGUGUCUGAUUACUUGCUCACAAUGGUAGAGGAGGUGUGUCCGACCACGGGUGAUGAGCUGGUCGAGGUACAAAAUGGUUAAAGGUACGGAUAGAUCCCGUCUCUUGAAAGUCGGUUUUCACUUCCGAGUCACGCUGGCAUCGGGGCCGCAAUUCAUUGAUUCGUUGGGCGCCAAUGUUAAGGAUCUACGCUUAACAAGCCCUAUUUGGAAUGCUGCCAGAUCGUCGGAACCAUGCAAGUACAUAUCACAAUUGAGC
Molecule: messenger RNA, 1951 nt
Organism: Klebsormidium nitens
Lineage: Eukaryota; Viridiplantae; Streptophyta; Klebsormidiophyceae; Klebsormidiales; Klebsormidiaceae
Source: the annotation of a GenBank genome assembly